CCCUUUGCUGAGUCAUUACGCAUGACGGAAGUGGAAAAUAGACGAUAACAUUUUAGGGUCAGUUGUAAAAUGUGAAUCAAAAUUACCUUUAUUUAAGACCCAGAUCUAUAGAAAGGGGUGAAAAUGAUGUCCGACGAGAUACAACGUCGGAAUCCACAAGAUGAUUUUGAUUUGAUUCAGCGUGUAGGCAGUGGAACGUACGGAGAUGUGUACAAGGCACGGGAGAGAAACUCUGGCGAACUUGCUGCCAUAAAGAUAAUUAAACUAGAGCCUGGAGAUGACUUUGCUAUUAUACAACAGGAGAUAAUCAUGAUGAAAGAUUGUAAACAUUCUAACAUUGUAGCUUAUUUUGGAAGCUAUUUACGGCGAGAUAAGCUGUGGAUCUGUAUGGAGUAUUGUGGUGGAGGUUCAAUGCAGGACAUAUAUCAUAUCACAGGGCCACUGACGGAGCCGCAGAUAGCAUUUAUAUGCCGAGAAACAUUGAAAGGGUUGCAUUACCUACACUGCAGAGGAAAAAUGCAUCGAGAUAUUAAGGGAGCAAAUAUAUUGUUAACAGAUGAAGGAGAUGUCAAAUUAGCUGAUUUUGGUGUAUCUGCUCAGAUAACUGUUACAAUGUGUAAGAGAAAGUCUUUCAUUGGGACACCUUACUGGAUGGCCCCAGAAGUAGCGGCAGUGGAGAGGAAAGGAGGGUACAAUCAACAAUGUGAUAUAUGGGCUGUAGGCAUUACAGCUAUAGAAUUUGCUGAAUUACAGCCCCCCAUGUUUGACUUACAUCCUAUGAGGGCAUUAUUUUUAAUGUCAAAAAGUGGUUUCAAACCACCAACACUUAAAGACAAAAAUAAAUGGUCAUCAGUAUUUCAUAAUUUUAUAAAAGUUGCUCUCACAAAAAAUCCCAAGAAAAGACCAGCAGCUGAUAAAUUGUUAGAGCAUCAGUUUGUUCAUGGUGACUUAUCAAGACGACUCACACGAGACAUUCUUGACAAAGUACGCAAUCCACAACCAGUAUUUGAACAACAUGGAGAUGAUGAUGAUGAGUUCUUGGCAAAUGUUCCACAGAGAAUUUCAUCAUCAAAAUCUUCAAGUAGAUAUAGCCAAGCUAGAAAUAGUAUAGAACUUAAAGUAAAUAUACCCAGCAAUCUGAGUCCGCAUAGGGUCACAAGAUCAGGGACCACAUUAAACCCACUCAAGGAGGAACAAUUCAACACAGCCAGGGCAUGGCCUGAAGAUGAAAUUUCUCAAAAGGGCUUGUUAGAGUCGGUAAAUGAGGAACUUAUACAAAGAGGUCAUCGUGAUAGUCUAAUUUUGGACGAUGACACAAAUAACUUUGAUCUCGCCAAUAAAGAAACACUACCAUUGAAUCCCCCACCUGUACCACCUAAGCCAUCAUCAGAGGAAACAUCAGAAAAUACGUAUCACCUGCCUGAUGACAUUGACGAGGGUGAUGUUGAUCAGGGACCUGACCUUGACAAUAUUCUUGAUCGUAUGCUUACAUUGACCCCUGACACACAUCCCCCCAAAAGAAUUUUUUGGAGAAAAACCUUACGACCAGUGAGCAAUGGCUUGCCUCCUACACCAAAAGUUCAUAUGGGUGCUUGUUUUUCAAAAGUGUUCAAUGGUUGUCCAUUAAAAAUCAAAUGUACAGCCAGCUGGAUAAAUCCAGAUACUAGAGAUGAACAUAUUUUAAUUGGUGCAAGUGAAGGACUUUAUACCCUUAAUUUAAAUGAAAUCCAUGAAGCUUCAUUAGAAUUGCUUCAUGCAAGACAGUGUUCAUGGCUAUAUGUAGUCAAUAAUGUUCUCAUGUCAAUAUCUGGGAAGACUCCACAUUUGUAUAGACAUGAUUUGUUGAUGUUACAUAGUAAACAAACAAACCGGUUUUCCCUACCCAUGAAAACUAAAAUACCUGAAAAACUUGUGCCAAGGAAAUAUACAGCAACAUCAAAGGUACCAGAUACUAAGGGGUGUAUGAGAUGUUGUGUAGGUAGAAAUCCGUACAAUGGCUAUAAAUAUUUAUGCGGGGCUUUACCAACAGGGAUCAUUCUUAUGCAGUGGUAUGAUCCUCUCAACAAAUUUAUGCAGCUCAAGAUAUACGAGUGUGAUACUUUGCCAACCUCACCACCAAUAUUUGAAAUGUUUAUAUCUCCAGAAUUAGAAUAUCCCUUGAUAUGUUUAGGAGUUAGAGUUAGAUCAGACAAAGUCCCUCUUAGUUUUGAUGUUAUAAAUCUGAACUCCACAUCAAACUGGUUCCUUGACUUAGAACAGAAUGAAGGAGAACAGGUACCUGUGGUGAAUGUAACACAAUUAGAAAAAGAUACAGUUCUCAUUUGUUAUGAAAGAUUACUUAAAGUACAUACGUUUACAGAGUUUGUGAAGGCAGUGAGCAUGUCUGGAAAAUUGAAGUCCAGUAGACGGCAAGCAUCAGAACUACAUUUCGAUUUCUCCGUAGAAUCUUUAGUUUGUUUACAAGACAGUGUUUUGGCAUUCCACAAACAUGGCAUGCAGGGAAGAAGCUUUAAAGCAAAUGAGGUGACUCAGGAGAUAUGUGACAAGACUAGAAUAUUCCGCUUACUUGGUUCAGAUAGGGUGAUAUGUUUGGAAAGUCGACCAACAGACCAGCCAGAAGCAGCUUCAAACCUCUAUGUAUUAGCUGGUCAUGAAAAUACUUACUGACCCUGACACCGAGUGAACCUUGUCGGACUACUUUGAAUAAAACUAAGAGACUCCUUGUAAACAAAAUAUAACGGUGUAAACUUAAAGGAGCAGAAUGUUAAUAACCAACUUACCAACAUUUCAGAAUGUAAUCUUUAUGACUCAUUUAAUAUUUCUGGAUGAGUGAUGACAUCAUUUCCUGAGUGACAUCACUUCCUGUGUGAUGUCAUUUCAACAAUGCGUAUGACAUCAUCAAACAGUAUUACAUCACUUCCUGUUGCAUUGGAGAAUGAUUUGUGCAAUAUUUUGUGUGCGCUUUGUGAUGUGAAAUACAUAAAUUUAAACUAAAGAAGAUAAAAAUGAAAGUAUUUCAUGCUUUUGGUACAGUAUUUUCAACCAUCAUGGAUAAAAUAUAACAGAUGGUAACAUAAUGUGCCCAAACUGUGUUGAUUCAUUCAUUUUAUUGAAAAUGCGAAAGAAAGAAAAAAGAAGUGGUUUUGUCAAACAAGUGUAAAGGAUUAUAAUAAAUGGUUCACUAAAAGAUUUAACAGACCUUAUUCAUACUUGGCAUUCUUAUUCUAUGAAGUAGAUUUUAUGCUAUAAAGGUAGUGCCUAUUCUAGGACAUAUGAUUGUUGGAUUUGUAGAUGAUUUUAGUUUUGGGUUUUAAAGCUGCAAGCUGCAAAAAGUGUUCAUUAUAAAAGAAAUCAAAUGUGUUAUACAUAAACUGUGAAGAUGCAUUUUUUUUACACAAAACUGCUAUUGAGUACAUGAUGUUCUGUUCACACAUCAAUGGCCAUCAUCCACAGGAACCAAAAAACAAUUGUUGUCUAAACUAAUAGUCUAUCCAUAUACCAAUAUUUCUACUUUAUUCAUUUUGCUCAAUAGUUUUCAGACAUGUUGAUUGAGGUGAAUGAUUGGUUAGCAGUAAAUGUGACAUAAUGAAUGCUGUCAUAUUGCACAUUUUGUAGCUGUUAUUGUUUAAAGGGUCUGUAACUUGAGCAGAAUUAAAUCAACAACUUUCAGUAAAUUAUAUUUCUGCUUUGUGCUUAUAGCCACAAGUCUACUGUACUUAUUGAAAGAUUUAUGUGGUUAGUGGUCAUCAAGGAAAUUUCAGUAGAUGAAAUUGUGAACUAGUAAGUGGUGACAAAAUGACUAAUUGUUUGGUUGACAGAUUGUAGUGGCCAGAUUAUUUUGAAUUAUUAGACUGUUACAAAUGAAAAGUUUAGUCAAAUUAUAUGCGGAAAACUUGCUACGGUUCAGUGUAAUAUACAAUAUUUAUAUAUAUAGGUGUAAUAACAUUAUUGAUAUAUAUAUAAAUGAUAGUUUUAUUGUGAGCGGUAUUGUAGCUUUAUAACAAUGUCUGCGAUGUAACAUAGUUCUACUCUGUGAUAUUUCUAGCCUUAUAUACACUAAAGAUAGGAUAGUAUUGGUGCUGGUUUUAAUUUCAUAUAUGUUAUAUUACAAAACCACCUUAUUUUUACUCUUCUGCCAAAGUAAAAAUUUAUGUAGUUAAAAAAUAGUUUUAAAAUUUGAGUAGCUUAAACAAUAAUUUUUACAGAGUUUUUUUUACAAGUAUUGUGUGUUAUAUUAAAGGGAUAACAUGUGUUUUAUUUAUAAGUAUUAUAAAGCAAUUGGUUAAGGAUAUUCUUAUUUGAACAAAUUAAUAUAUAAUGUUACAUUGAAAUAGAACCAUCAUAAAUGUUAUCCUGUCUUUGGUAUUGCCAAUGUUUGAUGUUUUACAGAAUUUUUUGUUCUUUUAACUUAAAAUUGUAGCGAUAGGAGGAAAAAAGUUGCUAAAGACUUAACCAAUAUAUUUCUUUAUAGUGAUCUAAAUAUAUCCAUGAUUGAUGUUUUAUCUAAGAAUUUUAGUGUCAGGAUGAUUUUCCUUCUUUUCUGAGAAGUGAAAUCAUAACUGUAUAACUGAGUAUCUUGUUAAAAACUUAGUGCUAAACUUCCACAAAGUGUAAUUAUUUUAUUUUGAAGACAUCUAUUGAUACUUUUGUUAUAUUUUAAAUAAAUUUUUAUCUUAUUUAAACAUGAAGUUCGAAGAUAUAUUUCAUUAUUUGUGAAAUCAUAAAUUUUACAAAAGAAGGUGUUCUAGUGACAGGUUUAUUGUUUUUGAAAUAUUAAUAUACAUGUAAUACAAAGAUCUAACUAAUCAAAAUUUAAUGUUAAAUGUGUCCAUCCUACUGUCUUCAUAAAAGUUUAGUGAUGUUGAUAUUCAGUAACAAAAUGAGACUUGUCAUAUUAGAAAUAUGUUUUCCGCUUUUUAGGUUUUUGAACAUUUAUAAAGGUUUUCUAGCAGUCUAGAGCCAGUCAAUUGUUUGCCAGUCAAAUUAAGUAUUUUUAAGUAAAAGAAAAGCAGGAGCUACCUAGUUCUUGUAAGGACAAAUCAUUUAGCCAAACUAAGUUUCAAAAGAGUUAUGGAAAUGUGUUGGCGUCAUUAAAGACCUGUUAAUUUAGACAGUUAAAUUAAAUUUACUUUAAAGAGGUUUGCUCAAGAUUUUCUCAGAAUGCAAAAUUAGCAUUUUUUUGUGCAUGAUACUUUGAGCAGUGAUGUUUGUGAAAUUAAACAAGUUUUUUGCAUUUUUUGGAGCAUGAAGUAUGUGAGGAAUUUAUCUUUUUUUAUGAAUAUGUAGAAAUUAUAAAUAUAUGUACAUUUACCAAGAAAAUAUUAAUUGGGUGAAAACUCUUUUUUAUCUUGGUGGAAUCUCUUUGUAGAUACGCUGAUAUUUCAAUACGCUGUUCAAAAUUUGUAAGAUAUUUUGAUAUUUUACCUGCAAUUUUAUAUCUUAGUAUUUUGUAAAUGUAGAUGUGAUUAUAUAAUGUGUCUUGUCUGGAUUAGUUAAAUAUUUGAAUAAUUUUAAUUGUAGAUUUUAUAAAUUGACUGUUUGGUUUAUCAAAACAAAACCCUUCAUGUUGUUAUAAGUAUAUUUAAAUAUCUGUACAAAUCAUCAAUGAAAUGAUACAGAAAUUGUAUAUAGUCAGUUCUAAUGUUUUCAUUGAAAUGUUCAUUAUUUUGUUUGUAGCUGUAAAACCAAGAUUUUAUACUUUAUAGUUAUCAUGUAUCUCUUGUGUUGUUAUUGCUUUUAUUUCUAGAAAAUGUUUUAUUCAAAGAGUUUCUUUUGCUUGCAGUAAAUGCGCUACUUUCUCUUUAUUUACUUUGUUUGUAGAAGAGAACAGUAAUGGCCAAGUAAUUGCCAAAUAAUGUAAAGUAAAGAAAAAACAAAGAAAAUUGUCACAAUAAAUGAGAUGUAUUUAGAUAUAUUUUCAAAUAUACUUUUAUUUCCUUGUCUAGGCAGGCAAUGCAUGUCAGAGCAUUCCUGUAGCACAUUAAUCAGUGUGGACACACUGUGUGAUAUAUGACAGCAUUUUGAAUAUAGGGUUAACAUACCUCUAGCAGUAUUUAAUGCCCUAAUUCUUCAUCACUUUAAAAUGGAUAUAGGGUAAUGCUAAAUGGAAUACAGUUCUUAACUCAUAGGUCCAAAUGAUAAAUUAAUCACAUAUAAGAUACUUAGCCUUGAUAUGAUUCAUGAAAAUAGUAAGAGUUUGUGUACUAUGCUUUUUAUUUUAACAAUUAAAUUUUUAUAUUUUUUGCAAAUGUCCGCCCCAAGAAGUGAGGCAUAAAAUGAAGCUUGCUAGCUGAACUGUAAAAAUGUUGUCAUAGGCCUCUUGGUAUGACCUCACUGAUUAUUCAUGUUAGUAUGAUAAAACUCUGCAUAAAUCUGGUGUGGGUUUGCAUGGUAUCAUAUGGUACAUUUUCCUCACCAUCUCAUUGCUGAAGUAUCAAACGUUUAUUUCUGUCACUGCGAAAUUUCUUUAUUCUUCACAUAGUCAAAGUUUUGUCUACUAAAUGUUUGACUAUUCUUUUCAAAUUAUUUGAAUGGAUUAUACAUCUUUAUCUUAUUUUGUGAUUAUAUAUCAGUUAUAAGAAAAUUAGAAGAUGGUUUUCUACAAAAUAUGAGAUAGGUCCGUUUCAAAUGAAAAAUAAACAAACUGCAUAAUGCUUUCCUCAAAUUGUCUCAGACCUAAACUGUCUAUCUAAGUAACUUCAACUUAAUAAAGAAAUGCUUUAAUCAUUUUCAUAACAGGUGCUUGUUUCUUUGAUAUUAACUACAUAGAUAAAGUGAAAGGACUAAAAUUUUGUAGCACAGUGGAGUUCAAUCAUUGAAGUUACAAAUAAAUAUUGACAUAAUGAUUCUUUCUUCUUUGUUUUUCUUUUGUCUAUCUGCUUCAAAAGAUGACAUUUAAAAAAAUCACUAUGGCAUUACUAAGAGUUUUGUGUUCUGACAGGAUCAUUUGGUUUUUUUCAUUGUUGUUUGUUUUUUGUUUUUUUAUCAUAAAAACAAUGUUUGGAUAAACUUGAAUUUACAAUUGAUUUUGCAAAAAAACAUCUACUGUUUCAUCUUAAUUAGCUAUAGAAUUCAUGAUAUUUUCAUUAUUUUCAGAAUUGCAAAUUAUUUUGGAUUGAAGAAAAAGUACAAUACUUUUAAUUACUUGUGUUUUAAUUAUACAUAUAUAGGAAAAAUUGUGGUUUAACACAUAUCAAAUCAGUUGUAGGAUGUCUUAUAUACAGAGCAUGUGAUGUUUUUCUGAUAGUUCAUUACUUAUAACCUGAACACAUAGUGCUCAAAGGUGAGCUGUUGUGAUUGCAGUGUUUUCAUUUUGUAACAACAUCUUCUUUUAAACUGCAUGGUGGAUUUUGACCAAACUUCAUAGAAAUGAUCCUUUGAUGUUCUUCUAAAUGGCUCCUAUAUGAUAAAAAGCUGUAUAAUUAAUUCCCCUGGGGCUAAAAUUGGACAUAAGUGUAGUUUAUAAACAUGAACAUGUAGAUUUCUAGGACAACAUAUAUAAAUUUUCUUAAAAACUAAAAUACACAGAGUUUAGACAUUCACUAUCAGACCUCAAAUAUUUUUAGAUCAUAAAGUUGGGGUAAAAAAUACACACCUUAUUUGACAAUGAAAAGAAUAGUGUCUUUUUCUAGCAAUAGAUAUCAGGUGAGCAAUCUAUGGCCACCAUGGCUCUCUUAUUAUUUGUCUUUAUAAGUAUUUGGAAAGUUUUCAAAAAAGAAAUAUUAUUCAUGUUGGUUUUAGCACCAGCAUCUGCUUAGUCCAUUAUAUUUUGAAAUAGACCAAUCACAUCAUUGCUAUGUUAGAUUUAGUAUUUCAACUUGAUUUUACAAUUUGUAUAACCUGCUUUAUUACUAUAUAAGGUGACUUGUUGGCCAUAGCAUGCAGUUGAUACUGAUGUUGAAAGAUGAGUAUGAUAAGUUAGACUUUUUUUAAACAAAUAUGAGUCGGGACUGUCGGGCCAUGACAAAACCAACGUAAUGCGUUUGCGACCAGCAUGGAUCCAGACCAGGCUGCGCAUCAGUGCAGUCUAAUCAGGAUCCAUGCUGUUCACUAUCAGUUUCUCUACUUGUUAUAGAGUUUGUAAGCGAACAGCAUAGAUCCUGAUCGCUGGUCGAAAACGCAUUACAUUGGUUAUAUCAUGGGGCGACUCAAUUAUAAAUUUUGAGUGUUAAAUGUUACUGUUAUAUUGUGAGCUAUUUUGAUUGAAACAAUCUUUUCGCCAAUCUAUAUGAACAUUGUGUUUUAUGUGUUAAAAUUACACAUGCUGAACCUCUAUUUAUGUAACUUGAAAAAAAUAAAAACACAUUCCCAAAAAUACA
Messenger RNA from Ruditapes philippinarum (Manila clam), 8318 nucleotides. Its product is annotated as mitogen-activated protein kinase kinase kinase kinase 3-like. Gene Ontology annotation, molecular function: ATP binding; MAP kinase kinase kinase kinase activity. The coding region runs from base 124 to 2667 and encodes 847 amino acids. The record is from RefSeq and is a predicted model, not a curated record. Gene Ontology annotation, biological process: protein phosphorylation. NCBI's taxonomy places the organism in Eukaryota, Metazoa, Mollusca, Bivalvia, Venerida, Veneridae. The transcript has 32 exons.